Molecule: messenger RNA, 7983 nt
Organism: Tympanuchus pallidicinctus (lesser prairie-chicken)
Lineage: Eukaryota; Metazoa; Chordata; Aves; Galliformes; Phasianidae
Gene: FAM124B
Product: family with sequence similarity 124 member B
Exons: 2
Coding region: 6401-7654 (417 amino acids)
Cellular component (GO): nucleoplasm
Source: RefSeq, a predicted model, not a curated record
CCCAGGGUUUCCCAUCAUAAGUACGUAUUUGAGGAGAUUAAAGUGAAGCCAGUGUGCACUAUUUGCUUUUAGAAAUGCAUUUUAAUCAUGCAAUAAAAAAAUGUUACUAUAAUGAAACUUUCAGUUCUUAAACCAAAGCUUUUAUCCUUUUUGUCAGCAUGCUGCAAAAAUAGAUUUAAAAUUGCAGUUCAGUGGCACUAUUAUUCUCAUAGAAUUUGUUUGAAGCGUGCAUUGUACUGCAGAGUUUUUAUUAAACUGUUUUUCUGACAUUGCAAUGCAGAUUGCAUACCACGCAGUUUUUCUGCUGUAAAUAUUUGUUUUAAUUUGAUGCUGGUUUUGUUUUGGUUCACGUCGUUUUCAUCCAUAGAUACAGAAACAUACUGGGGAUGGACUUCCCAAAAUGUGGAGCUGGAGGAAGCGAAAAGGAAGUUGGUUGUAGAGCACUACGGUACUGCCAGAUUAUUUCUUCAUUAGCGAUGUCAAGCAAAUGCACUGUUGUGUAAUGUUAGCAAUUCACCUGAAGUGUAAUGCUGAUAGCGUGCCUCCAGUUUCGCCCCUCUCUGCAGCCUGUUAAGAUGAAAAGCCUGGCUGUUGUUCAGUGGUGGGUUGCUUCUAUGGAGGAGGCCUGGGAUUGGGAUGGUUUCAGCACGAUUUAUUCUGAGGCCUGUUUUGUCUUUUUUUAUAAAGGCUUUAUUGAAGUUUACUAAAUAAAAAUAAGACUUUUCCCUAACUCAUGAUUUACUUUCAAUUAAGUAGAAGGAAGGUAACCAACGAGGAGCUUAACUUGCUACUGUUCAUGAAGAAUCCAGCUAUGUCAUCAGAUUUUCUAAAAUGAAUUUGGGGGCAAUUAUUAAAAUGUCUGUAUGUCUAUUUCUAGUGACAUUAGAAAACUACUAAUUGGUUAGCCACUCUAGUUUUGGAUUGUGUCUUAAGGUCUUCCUAAAAUUGUAACUAGUUCUUCCAUGCCUUGGUAUGAAGGCUUUCUUUUCUGUGUAUCUUAGUCCUUAAUAGCAUUCAUGUGACAGUUUUGUUUUAAUGCUUUCUUUUGUGCUUUUCAGGAAGGAGUGAGUUCAUAGCCUUUUCCACUGUGGUUUAGAGAUACUAACAUUGCUAUCCAUGACAUUUGGACUUUGUGCUGCAGUUACAAUUUUAUGUGCAUCAGCUGAAGCUUUCUGCCUCUGAUUGCUUUGCUCUUGGCAAGUGUGAAGUUAGAUGUCACAAGCCUGAAUGUUAGAUGAACAGCUGUCUAGCUAUGUUUAAGGGGUGGAUGGGUCUGAUUUUUUUAUCUUAAUUUUUGGCCAGCUUUGCACGCUAGAGUUGCUAAAGGAAUAACAGAUGGUGAUAGCUAUUUCAGUAACAAAUACCAGAAUAUCAUUUCCAUUUCAAGUUUAAUAGAAUUUUGGAGACACUAAAUGUUCAGGAAGGGACUUCUACUGAAGUCACCUUUUAGAAAUGUCUUUACCAUUACAAUCAGAUCACAGUUCCAAGGAGUUCAAGAUGGAAAUGUGAAAACUUUGAUCAGACGCAUCUGAACACGGUAUCACUGUGACUCUGCUUAAGGUGAGUUUGAUGCCUUUGCCUUUACAUUGUUUGUGUACAUUAAAGAAUGAUAUGAUUCUAGGAUUAGUGAGAUUUCUUUUAGAUUCCAUAGUAGAAUUUUGCUGCUCCUUACCUGAUUUUACUUUUGGUCUUUCUUAGUUCGCCUUUAAACUUGUAACUUAGUUAAAAGCUCAUUAAUAGGUUUGCAUGAUCACAUUUAUGAGGGUAAUUAGUUGUAAGUUUUCUUUCCUUGAGUUAAUGUACACGUAAAUGCUGUAACAACCUAUUAACGUGUAGUUUUAAUUUUCAAAAGUUUUAAAAUGAAAAGUAGACUUCAAGUUUUAUACAUAUUGGAAGGUACAUAUACACAAGUUCAUUUUAAAGAGUUGAGAUUAUACUCAUGUACCAUGGUAACAACAAAAGCACUGAAUGAAGUAUUUUGGAUGACUGAAAUCUUUUUAUUCACGUAUCAUAAGCAGCUAGCAUGGUACCUGGUAGGUGGUAUGUAUACAGUCAUGUAGCCUGUUAAGAUGUGUGGUUUGGGUGGUGAGCUUGCACAGAGGGUUUCUUGUCAAAAGCAACAGAAAAUGGGACUCCUUGUGAGCAGUCUGUUGCCUGUCCAAGACUGUCUAGAACCUUCCCAGCUUGUUCUGCAGCUCCUUGACUCUUAUUUAUCACAGUGGUUAAAGGUGAGGUGGGCUCUGAGCAUUAGCUUCCAGUUCUUAGAAACAAUUCAGGGUUAGGAGGAGGAUUUGCCAGCCCAGAGCUAGGCUCGAAGUAGCAUGUGAGGUGUUGUUUUUUCUGUAUGAAAGUUUUCUGUUAGUGAUUCUGGUGUCUCAGUAAAUGAGAUAAUCAGUGUGAUCAGUCUGAAACACGUGUUUAAGCUCCUUUUCUGGGAUGUGAAAAGGAAGAGCAAGGGAGAGAUGAGGUUUUAACAAGGAACUGACAAAUAAUAUAUAAAAAAAAACUGAGAACACUGUUCCAAAUGGUAGGAUAUAACUUGUUGUUUUCAAGUCACCGAUUCUGCAUUUAAAGCCUUUUGUUAGCUGCAGUAAGAAUUGUGCUAUAAAAGUGCAGUGUAGAUGUGGUCUUAUCCAGGACAGUUAUGCUGUCUGUCCAAGUGGGCUGUUAGCAUUAUUGUUCCUUGGUUGGUCGGUUUGCUUUUUUAACCUUUAUUUUAAUCUUGGUUAUUUAUGAAUUUCAUUAGGUUGGUAUCUAAAGCCUCAGCUGUGAUCACUUUGUAUUUAUGCUAUGAAAGACACAGCUCUGGGUCUUGCUUCAAGUAGCCUGCCAUUGUAUUUACAUCUAACAAAUUCCUCAAACUUUGAAAUGAAGCCAAGUUUUUAACGGACAGCAUUUUACUAAAAUGUCAAGAGAAAAAAAGGAAUAGAGAGAAUAGUGAGGUCUCAGCUGUGCUGGAAACAUAUCUGUUGAAAAAGGCUGCAACCUUUGCUUUCUGCUGUAACAAAUACAAAACUUGAUUCAGCAUGCUAAGCUCUUCAGAGCAAAGCAGUGGCUGUGGCUCCUUUGCCUGCAUUUCCAAAUGCACGCCUCUGAUGCCUGCCAUCCCUCUGCUGGAGGAGCUGAUACCCGCACACCACAGGCUAAAUGCUGAAGAGGACACCUGGCAUCACAGCGGGUGAGUGUGAACAUGGAGAUACGUCUAAGUUUGCCCAGGUGAGCUUCUAUGAGUCCAGAGAGAGAAAUCCUGUCUCCUGGCCACUCGUUCAUCAGCACCCAGUGCGGUGUGGUCUCUGCUCAUGUCUGCUGCUGGCCUUGCGAGGGCUUCUCUUGAAUCACCUUCAGCCGUGCUGAAUGUAAGCUCCUUACAUAACUCGCCAGAUCCGAUGUGUCUGUGCAUUGCUGAGGCUGCCUGUUCCCCCUCUGCCACAGGAGGAAGCACAGGAAACUCCUUUUUGUUUGAUCUCUUGUGCACUUUGAAAGCCUGGCACUGCCUUGCUGAAGGCUGAGCCUUGAGUUGCUGUGUCCCACUGACAGGAGGAGCUGUGGCCCUGCCGGCCUUCCCCUUCCUGCUCUGGAUAUGGCUCCAUUUUUGUCCUGUUUUCUGCUUGGAUUCUGAUUUGCUGUGUGUGAUGAGCUAGUAGAGAUCCUCUCUACUAGCUCGUUAAAAAGGAGAAUUAAGGACUACUUGGGAGAGAAGUUCCCUUUUGUAAGUGCAGUAGGUCAGCCUGCUUUCCUCCUCUGGCCGCUGUGGUUUUACUUUCCUCAGAAAUAAUGAAUUUGGGGGCACAGCACUUGGGGCAGGAGGCAGACUGCACAGCUUAUAGUGCUCAGGUAGGGCCCUACUUCUGCUUUUUGUCUUGGUGCUGCUGUCGAUAACUGUCAUUGGCCUCAGUGUAGGAAGAAAUUGAAAUUGGCAGGAAAAAAAAAAAAUCUCUUAAAAGCUAAUGAGCCCAAGACAGUGCCUGGAUUUAAUGAGGCCUGCUCCUGAGAUGCUGAAGUAAUUCAGUCGCCCUCCUGGAAGUUAAUUACCUACAGUGUGCAGUGCCUGAAACCUUGCCAUGUUGCUUCGUUACGGAAGUUACAAUGAACUUAAUAAAUCCUGUGGUGCGUCAUCAGUCCUUGGGUGUCAGCUGGAGUGAAGGGCUCAGCACCUCAGAGGGCUGGGAGCAAUCAAAGAGCUCAUUAGGGAAAGGAGUUACAGUUCUGCUGUGUCCUUGCACCAUAGGACUUGAAACAUAUCACAGACUGAUGCUCACACAAUACAGUACUUGCUGGCUGUUCGCAUUGGGCAUCUAUUUAUGCUGGGCCUACUGAUGCUUGUGCUGGCGGUCAGUACGUCUCUCACAUGCUUUUACCAGGUCAGCUCUCCACAGCACGCUGUACCCUGUACCGUGCUGCCUGUCGCUGCCAUGUGCGGAUGGUGUUCCGGGCCGUUCUGUGAGUGCAGGCUGAUUUUUCACAUAGGGCUGAGCUGCUGUUUUCCUAAUCUCUUACAGCAAUCUUUCUUGGCAUGCUGGGUAGGUCACAGUGAAUGAUGUGCUUUUCCGCUUGGCAGCCAGACUGGAAAGCUGGGGGAAGGGGAAGCAGAGAGAAAGGCAGGAGCUGCUCACAUUCAGGGCUAGUUCAGACUUCAGCCUGUGAAGGAGAGAUUGCCAGUGCCCUUCUGCGGUCUCUGUGGGCCCACCUGGAAACCAGAUUGGCUCCCACCAGCUGUGCUGGGAGCUGGAGUGGGACUUGCUGUCUGCAGCAUCCCUGAGCUGCCCUCAUCCCAGCUCACAGCCCUCACUCUGUGGCUGCCCUGUGAGCAUUCAUAUUACAGGCGCUGCCAUUUUCCCCCUGCACUGCUGCUGCCCUGCAGAACAGCCAGGGCGAUGUGAUGUGAGCAGGGAAAUGGGGGUGAAAGAGCAGUGCAGGUCUGGUGAUUGAUGGGACUGCAUUGGGCACACAGUGCUAGGAAAUGCCUGGGGAAGCAAGCAGCUCACCCUGCAGCAGAUUGGGAUCCCACCACGUGAGCACAGAGGUAGAGCUGGUGAUGUCCAUCCCAUCAUUCCUGCUCUCCAUAGUUUCCUGCCCUGUCACCUCGCAGUGUCCCCACGAGGUACCCGCAGGGCUGGUGCCACUUGGCCACACAGGUGUCCCUGCCUGCACUGCCAUGGACAGUGAUCACCUUGCUGCCCACUCCCAGCUCAGUCCUGACGAGCUCUGACAUUUGGUUUUCCUUGCACAAGCAGAAUUGCUAUUUUUUUCACCCGCAGGAAGGCAGACGACUGCCUGCCUCUUUGUAUUCUUCGCUGCAGCAAAGAGUUGAUGAAUCACUUCCUUUUUCUAUAUUUUAGUAAUACUCUGUGUUGUUCAGUGCUCAUUUACAGCAUUUAAUGUAUUGAACACUCAUAGCCCUCGCUCUUCCUGUGAUUGUCCAGCGGUUGGAUAUUUUUGUCUCUGUCCCAACAGUUACUACUUGUUGGAAGUGCUGCAGGUAGCUUUGUCUGUGUCAGUACAAGCUGAACUUUUAAGUUCUUACUGUACUUUGGUCUUAUGGCUGUAUUUCUAUAACUGAGUGCGAUCUUUAAAUAACAGAAAUGUGAAGCACAGAUCCUUGUACCAUUAGACCCUGGAGAUUUUCUUCAGGUACACAUAAAGCUAGGGCUGUAUGUAAUUUCCAAAAAAAGGGGGGGGGCUGAGGGGAAAAGUCCAAGUUCAGCAUUCUAAAUAGCAGACCCUUCCACACACUGGGAUUUCUGCACAGCAAGUUGCUGCCCCACGAGGUGCACAGCCCUGAGCCUGGGAUUCUCCUGCAGUGCCUGGAGCCAAUUCAUAUGGGCCUUCAUUGUUAUCUCUCCCGUUCACACGGGUUUUUUUUCCCUUUGUUAGUCUGCUUUCCUUCCUUGUUUUUAAAUAAUAGCUUAUCUGUGUGCCCCAGAAGGGUGUGACUCGGGGAGAUCAGCAAGCUGAAGUGCAGGAACACACGCUGAGGUUUUCACACAGGCAAGAAUCAGGAGAUGUAUGCCUGUGGGAGAGUGACUGCUCUCCUGCUUCAGCCCUCCACCACCCUGCUCCAGGUGGGACAGAGCCACUGCAGCACAGCAGUGCUUCAACACCUCGGCUGUGUGCACCCGGUGACCAGAUCUGGGUCAUGCUGCUGGGUCAGAUUUGCAUCUGCAUCUGAGCUCUGAUGUGACGUGAGCAAACUGGGGCUGGUCCCGUCGCGCCAUGGCACACUUUCCAGCCUCAUGCACUUGUGUGCAAUCCUGUCACCUCACUGGGUUGUUGCAAAGCUUCUGAGUGAUCGUGUUCUUUCUCUGCCUCAGUGCAGUGCCUGCAUUGCUGCCACUCCAAACACUGCAGGAGGAAACUCCUGUUUUUGCUUUGGUUUUGUUUGUUGAAGAGAAGCUUUGCGAUGGGUGACAGAGCAGAGCCUCUGAUGACUGUGCAUCUUCUCGCCAACUCAGGAUACUCGGCGUUUCUGCAGCAAGCUCUGGAUCGGCUCAUGGAGUGGAUCUGCCCAGAUGUUCGGCUUUUCUUUGUGUCUGAGCGAGUUGCUCCACUGAAAUACUAUGAGAGGUACCAAAGGAGAAACUGCAGCUUUCCUGGGAUAUCUGUCUUCCUUUUUCUGCAGGAGGACCUGGGAGAAGAGCGGAUUCUCCAGGUCCAGGAUCUCCUCCAGCACCCACCCUGGCACUACCAGCGUGUCCCGACCUGGGCACGAAGUCAUCCCCACACACCAGCUCCCCAGGACUUCUAUGGCCUGGAUGACCAGAUGCCUGUGUGGGGCAUCCGGCGGGUGGGCUGCAGCCCCGAAAUCCUGCGUGUGACCCUCUACUGCAGCUUUGAUAACUAUGAUGAUGCAGUAGGGCUGUACGAGAUGAUCCUACGGAAAGAAGCAACCAUCCGGAAAAGCAAUUUCUGUGUCUUCGUGCUAUAUGCCACUAAAACUAUUGCUGUCCAGCUCUGCCUGAAGCAGCUGCCCAUUGGGAUGGCUGCUGAGCCUAAGGAGUCAUCACUUUUGCAGUUCAAGGUGCAAGAAAUGGGGCAGCUGGUGCCUCUCCUGCCCAAUCCAUGCAUUCCUAUCAGCAGGACCAGGUGGCAAACACAAGACUAUGAAGGAAAUAAAAUUCUGCUUCAGGUGCAGAACAGCUCCAAACAGAAUGAAACAAACACUGGGCUUCCCAACCGGCGCAGUGCUGUCGGUGUUGAAGGACUGCCGCGCAGCCCCAGCACAGCUCCUCUCCCCAUUGCUCUGCGCAGCGCUGAGCAGGGAGGCCAGCAGGCCUGGGCCUCGAGGGGCAGAGUGACAUCCAUGCCAGGCCAGGCCCUCCUCGGCUCUUCCUGGGGUGCUGCAGUGCCCUCCCACCACAUGCUCACAAGCAGGCAGCAGGAGGGCUGGCCGUGCCGGCCAGCAGCAGAAACCAAUGUGGACACGGGGCUGGCUGUGGGCAGAACUGUGGGCUGUCUCUGCUCGCUGCAGCACGGCCUUCUGCAGCCAUGGGUGCUGGGCACGGCCUGCACUGCCCCGCACUGUGCGCAGCUGCCAUCUUCUGUGGCCAACAGGAGGAAAGGAACGAGGCACGGGGCUCUGGGCUCCCACGUGCAAACAUGGAGAGCCAGCCCUGGAACCAGGCCCGAGGAGGAAGAGGAGGAGUUCUUCAUAUGACUGGAAACAAGUGCGAGGCAGGCUCCUCAUUUCUCAGUCAUACUGACAUGACUUUUUCUGGAAGCACAGUGGCCGGGCUGUGUUAGGCUGCGCGCAGGGCCAUGGAAACCUGUACUGGGUCUGAAAGAACAGAAGAUGAAAGGCUGCGGGCUCAGAGGGACUGCUGAAGGGCAAGCAGGGCAGGAGAAAUGGAGCCAUGCAGGAGCAAGGACGCUGAAAUGAUAUGUGCUGCUGCUUGUGCGGUGCAUGCAGUGUGUGACUUUCUGCUUAUUUCACUGGACACGCAAACUUAUACCCACUUUUCCUAUAAUCUAUAAAGGCAGUGCCAG